AUGACCCCCUUGAUCCCUGGGGUCUGCGGUCUGCGAGAUUUGAAGAUCGAUUAUUAUAAGAAUAUAUCCACGGUCGCCAUUUUUGUCAGCUUGGCCAAGCUUGAGGAUGCUAAGUUAAAGCUACAGACUGGCGCUGAAGGCCAAGUCUUGACUGAGCGCCUCCGCUUCUCUGCUAGCCCCGUUCCCAUCGGUCGCGGCGAAUGGCUAAUUCCCUCACGAACUAAAGACUAG
Messenger RNA from Penicillium cataractarum, 231 nucleotides. RefSeq lists its product as uncharacterized. The record is from RefSeq and is a predicted model, not a curated record. The transcript is spliced from 2 exons. NCBI's taxonomy places the organism in Eukaryota, Fungi, Ascomycota, Eurotiomycetes, Eurotiales, Aspergillaceae. The coding region runs from base 1 to 231 and encodes 76 amino acids.